AUGCUUAAGAGAGCCCCCAAACGUGGCUUUAGCCUUUCUGGGCACUUGCCCGUCAUUGCUGCAUUGCGCUCCCCCAGACGAUUCGCGAGUGGCAAACCAGAUUUGUCUAAAGAAACUCAACCAAGCAAGGAUGCAUCAAAAUCAGAAGAUAUAACUUCACCACAAUCCCCGCAGGUAGUGCAACGGAAGAAGACCAUGGCGGAACUUGACGAGGAGAUGAAGGAAAAGAUGUCAGGUCUCUCGGGCGAAGGUGGAGAUGCUGGUGUCGAGUAUGAGGAUGGACAGCCCGUAUCCAUGAAGCGGAGUGUCAAGAAUAACAUGUUUCGUUAUAUUUGA
Molecule: messenger RNA, 336 nt
Organism: Pseudomassariella vexata
Lineage: Eukaryota; Fungi; Ascomycota; Sordariomycetes; Amphisphaeriales; Pseudomassariaceae
Exons: 1
Coding region: 1-336 (111 amino acids)
Source: RefSeq, a predicted model, not a curated record